Protobothrops mucrosquamatus (brown spotted pit viper) is the source of this 2355-nucleotide messenger RNA. It is a transcript of the gene GPAT2, whose product is annotated as glycerol-3-phosphate acyltransferase 2, mitochondrial. Lineage: Eukaryota; Metazoa; Chordata; Lepidosauria; Squamata; Viperidae. The coding region runs from base 1 to 2355 and encodes 784 amino acids. The record is from RefSeq and is a predicted model, not a curated record. The transcript is spliced from 21 exons. Gene Ontology annotation, cellular component: mitochondrial membrane.
AUGUACACCACCGAGGAUGCAUUUGAUCCAAACCUGACCAUGGACUUGGGGGUCAACCUGGAAAUUGUCAGACCCUUUUUGGGCAAAUAUCGUUCCUUUGUGGGGCGCUGCUGUCAAAAAUGCACCCCAAAGAGCUGGGGAUUUUUCUUUCACAAGCCCCUGGCUUCCAUGGGAUUUCGCAAUGUGAUCAAGAUAACAGAAGAAAACACCAGGUACAGAGGCUGGCUUGUAAGGAGGCUGUGUCACUUCCUGACUGUAUGUGACUGGAGGCUUUCUGCUGAAAUGCCACCCAAUCUCCAAGAAAGACUCUUUCACACCCAAAGAGUGCAAGAGGCUGUGUCCCUAAAAGGCGCAGGGGAUGCUGCAAGGACCGACUUGUCUGCAGAAGAGUGGAUGAAAGAGAUCCAGAGAAUUCUCUGCCAGAUACAAGCCCCCCUCUCUCCUUUCCUCUUGAGGUUCUGCCACUGGGUUCUGCUAAAAUUCCUGACCCGGAUGUUCCUCAAAGUGAUAGUCCACAAAGGGCAGCUGGAGAUGGUGCACAGAGCAGGAGAGGCUAAUACUCCUAUGGUUUUCCUUUCCACUCACAAGUCUCAUCUGGAUGGGCUGUGGCUUCCGUUCCUUUUGGCCUCCCAGGGUGUAGCCAUCCCUCGAGUGGCUUGGGAGAACAACACCUUCACUCCCUCCUACAGGGCUCUGCUGGCUUCGCUGGGAGGGGUGUUCCUGCCCCAGGGAAUGGGGCAGAGAUGGGACGGUGACGAAGGCGCCCUCUCCAGAGCCGUGGUGGCUUCCUACAUUGAAGAACUGCUCCUGAGCAAGCAAUCCCUGCUGAUCUUCUUGGAAGAGGUCUUCUCUGGGUCUCAACAGCUCUCUCUCUCCGGCAGAGCCUGGCUGAGCCUGGUCCUCAAUGCUUAUUACGCUGGGACCAUCCCAGAUGUCUUGAUAGUGCCUGUUAGCAUCUCUUACGAGAGAGCUCCUGACUUCAUUCACGGGGGGAAGGAGAGCCCCAACCAGACUCUCGGUCUCUGGACCACUGUGUGGACUCUCUGCCGAGCCGCUUGUCGGGGACUGGGCUGCGUCCGGAUCGACCUUGGUCAGCCCUUCUCCUUGCAGGAAUUUGUGACAAACAGAUGUUUCAGGCAGAACAGCUCUAGGAAGCAGCUGAAAGAACUGCUCUUACCUGAAAUUUUGGGCAGCUGCUCCAGCAUUCUGGAUUGUGAGAAAGUUGAAUGUUGGCCGACGAGCUCUCAAGAUGUUGUGGCACUGACUGUAGAAGAACAGGUUUUGCUGGACAAUUUAAGCCUACAUGCUUUGAGUGCAGGUAUAUCAUGUUCGGCCAUCAUGGCAGUCCAGAUCCUCUCUGCACUUCUACACAAGCACCAAGAGGGGGUUUUCCUUUCUCGACUAAUGCAAGACUUUGUUUGGAUCACCGAUGAGAUCCUGAUGCGCAACUGUGAUGUGGGGUUUUCCGGCCGGGUCCGUGAUGUGUUGUGUCAUGGCCUGUCCCUGCUGCGAGAGUGCAUUACCCUUUUUAGACUCUCCUUGGGAGAUGUCUUGGUGGUUCCCAAGAAGACCGAGGCGGCCAUCAGGGAGCUGAGCCAGCACAGCAUGGCUCUCUUGCCCGUCUUCAUCCAGGAAGCUGUUGGGGCUUGUUCCAUCAACGCUCUUCUGAUGGAGGUGCUGCCGUAUCUGGGGAGCCCUGAGCAGCUUGGGAACUUCGUCCUGGCCCACGAAGAACUUCACAACAAGUCUGUCCUGCUGGUCCAACUGCUACCCAAAGAUUUCCUUCUACGCCAGCCUUGCCAGUCGGUGCACUACUAUUGCCAACACGCCCUGGACAAGCUGGUGGAGUGUGGACUGCUGGUGGCCGAGGAGGUGCCCAGCGAUCACUUCGUGUGUGACACAGCCCAGAAAGGCUUUGCUGAGAAGUUUCUGUGGAAGGCAACUGAAGAUUUUGUCGACACUGACAGUCGGAAUGAGACCGAGAAGCAGUGCUUCAAAGUAAAUCAGUCAGAAAGUUGCUCCAACCUCUUUGUGUUCCUCUGUGGCCUCCUUGGCCCUCUGCUGAAGACGUUGGAGAGAGCCAUUGUCUUCCUUCAAGAGGUGGAUUUCCCUCAGCCAGAAUCUCUCUUCCUGGAGGAGCUGCACCAGGCCUUGGUGAAGCUGGCAAGAGAGGACGGUUCUUUUGAAUGUGCCAACAAGGCCUUGACUGCCACCGCCAUUCGCAUCUGCAAAGAAUUAGGGGUGUUCAAGGAAGUGAUGGAAGAAAAGAAACUUAUUCUCCAUCUAUCUGAAACUUUCACUGCCCAAGAAAAUCAAAAGAAACUGGAGAAAUUCAUCCAUCAGUUUAUCUACUAG